CCAGGGAUUUUCAUCACAAUAGCUGGAAUGAAGGCAAAAUGGUCAAAAGGAGAAUCUACUUCCUUAAGGGAGGGCUCAUUUUCUCUAUAAAAUGCAAACUACCCAGAGACUCCACACCAGAUCUGAGAGGCUGAAGAGCUGCGAUUUCUCUGCAUACGAGGCCCAGCAUCCUUCCAAGCAUGUGUUCCCACCAGCAGAAACAGCCAUUUGUCCCUCCCCCUCAGCUGCCACAGGAGCAGACAAAGCAACCCCAACAGCCUCCCCCUCAAGUACCUUUUGUUCCCAUUACCAAGGAGCUAUGCCCACCAAUCGCUCCACAACCUGGAAUCACCAAGAUUUCAGAGCCCUGCUAUACCACAGUUCCUGAGCUGCCAGGAUGCACCAGGGUCACUGCCCCGGGAUACCCCGUGGUCCCUGACUCAGGAUGCACCAUGGUCACGGCCCCAGGAUACACCGUGGUCCCUGACUCAGGAUGCACCAUGGUCACUGCCCCGGGAAACAUUGUGGUCUCUGACUCGGGAUGCACCACAGUCACGGCCCCGGGAUACACCGUGGUCCCUGAGCUGGGAUGUAACAUUGUCCCUCAGCCAGGAUGCACCACGAUCACUGCACCGGGAUACACUACUGUCCCUGAGCCAGGAUGCACCAUGGUCUCUCAGCCUGGAUACCGCAAGGUCCCCGAGCCAUGCCAAUCCAAAGUUCCAGAGCUGUGCCCCUCAGUAGUCACUCCAGACUCCAAUCGACAGAAGACGAAGCAGAAGUAAUGCUGCCCACAGCACAGGAGGUGAAAACCAGCUGCUGAGUUUCCCUGCUCUUCUGCUUCAGUGUCUGCUUACUUGUCUGAAGAUCUUAUAAUCAAUGUGUUCUUACCUUGAGCCAAAGCCUGUCUUAUUUGUGUCCUAAAUGUAGGUGCUAUGAUGCCUUUCCCACACAUAGCCUGAGGAAUCCUCUGAGCCUCUGAGUUAAGCAGAGGGUCUCAGUGCUUUGAUGGUCUGUGAUCCCUCAGAAUUCAUUUGGAUCGGAUGAAACAUAUUUCUGCUUUGUCACAUUAAAUUACUUUUGUCUUCA
Messenger RNA from Heterocephalus glaber (naked mole-rat), 1068 nucleotides. RefSeq names its product small proline rich protein 3 (gene Sprr3). The record is from RefSeq and is a predicted model, not a curated record. NCBI's taxonomy places the organism in Eukaryota, Metazoa, Chordata, Mammalia, Rodentia, Bathyergidae.